GGAGAGAAUAAGUAGAGUCAGAGCCAGAUAAAUAUCAAUUUACAAAUAAAAGACAGACCUUCGUGGCAUCAGAAAAAUGGAGACUGAUUACACCAACUCCUCAUUAGAUGACACCAACUCCUCAUUCGAUUACACCAACUCCACUGUACAAGAAGAUGGUAAUAGGGUUGGCAAUAGGGUUGUCAGGGCCCUACAAAUAACUUCGCUGGUCAUCUACUGCUUGAUAUUUGCAUUUGGGACUAUUGGCAACAGUCUAGUCAUCUACGUGACAGGCUGCAGGAUGAAGAGAACGGUCAACUCAGUUUGGUUUCUCAACUUGGCCCUGGCUGACUUCCUCUUUUCAACCUUUCUGAUUUUCACAAUCAUUUCUACCUCUCAGGGAAACCGCUGGAUGUUUGGACGAGUAUUAUGCAAGCUCAAAACCUUUGUGAUUGUAGUCAACAUGUUUGCCAGUAUCUUUCUUCUGACAGCCAUAAGUGUGGAUCGUUGCUUAUCAAUCUGGUUGGUGGUGUGGGCACAAAACAACCGUACCGUUGGCAAAACCCAGAUCAUAUGCGUUAUCAUCUGGAUUACUGCUGGGGUCUGCAGUGCUCCAUAUGCACAUUUUCGAGAGGUUUGGCCUCAUGGGGGGAAGAUAAUCUGUUAUCCUAAACAAACAUGGAUUCUUGACAUAUUUCGAUUUGUUAUGGGCUUCCUGAUCCCAUUCCUGGUAAUAUGUGUCCAGUGGCGGCCGGUGGUCUAUUUUUUUGGUGGGGCUCUUGACGUACAGGGAGUGACCCGUCCGGGGGGUCCGGGGGGCUGCCUGAAUCCCAUUCUCUAUGUUUUCAUGUGUCAUGAAUUCCAGCAGAAGCUCAAGCGAUUCGUGUGCUUUGCACUAGAAAGUGCCCUGGCUGAGGACCACUUAUCAUUUACGUCCUCUCGCUCCCUGACGUCCUACCUUUCACGGAUUUCUCGUAAAUCUGACUCUACUGCACCCGUGGAGAUGAAAGGCCCAGCCACUUGCUCAACCACAGAACCAGUUUUUUUUCAUUGCACGGAGGGAGAGACACUGGGCACUGAUGAAGAUUAGUCAGAGUAUAUGAAACUUGUAAUCAAUUAUCACAAAAGUAGAGUAGAAACUGAACAUGGAUUGUACAUAGUUCUCUAGAUCAAUAAUUGUGUAGGGUGUGCUGUGGCCUUACAAUGUAAAUAUGAAUGUCUGUGUAUAAGAAUUAAUUAUUUUGUACAAUGAAAUUAUACCCAUAAAUUCAUCAGAUAUGGCAAUGCUUAAAAUUACAUGAUAAUGUGCACAGUAAUGUGUUAUUUUACUUUUAAGUGUUGUAAACAAUACAAUUUCGAGCUUAUUUACAAAUGUUUUUUUGACAUGCCUCUAUAGCAGCAUAAUACUGUCACACAAACUGAGCUUCAAUAAUUGCGCUAUAUGCAUUUUUGUACAGUGAAUAAAAACAUAUUUUUGAUGAGCUGUUCA
Messenger RNA from Trematomus bernacchii (emerald rockcod), 1468 nucleotides. Its product is annotated as chemokine-like receptor 1. Gene Ontology annotation, cellular component: plasma membrane. Gene Ontology annotation, biological process: complement receptor mediated signaling pathway; positive regulation of cytosolic calcium ion concentration; phospholipase C-activating G protein-coupled receptor signaling pathway. The record is from RefSeq and is a predicted model, not a curated record. The transcript has 3 exons. The coding region runs from base 77 to 1069 and encodes 330 amino acids. Gene Ontology annotation, molecular function: G protein-coupled receptor activity; complement receptor activity. NCBI's taxonomy places the organism in Eukaryota, Metazoa, Chordata, Actinopteri, Perciformes, Nototheniidae.